Messenger RNA from Suillus subaureus, 528 nucleotides. RefSeq lists its product as uncharacterized. The record is from RefSeq and is a predicted model, not a curated record. NCBI's taxonomy places the organism in Eukaryota, Fungi, Basidiomycota, Agaricomycetes, Boletales, Suillaceae. The transcript has 5 exons. The coding region runs from base 1 to 528 and encodes 175 amino acids.
AUGUUUGCAUCAGUGUUUAACACUCGGAAUGGUCCCUUAGAUCCGGAAGAAGACGAACGCUUGAGAUUGAACAUGUUUUGGACCGACUUGACUUCCCACACGUGCAUGACAUACGCCACUCGAGAGUACACUGCCCGGCUGGUGAACGUUCCAUCAUACUACAACCGCCGUGUGGAGGCUUGCAUGGCCACACCGGUAAAGAUCCAUGGGGUUGAAUAUAUGCCUAAGUGGUGCGAGGAUCAUGGUCAAUAUAAUGUAAUAGGUCAUUGGGAAGUCGACCAGCACGAGCCAGAUUGCGCGUCGUACUGGAUCUGGUACAAAGAUUUUGGCUGUACUUCGUUUGGAUCCGGUCAGCGACGUAUCGAACAUUAUCUUGAGAACAUCCCGUGUGGAGGUGAUUGGAAGGAGUUUUGUGCUACCACUCCUGUAAGCUUCCGUGGGAUGCACUUCACCGGGGCACAGAUCUGCUUCAAAAAUAACGGUGCUACAUGGGGCCACUGGGUUUUUGAUGACGAGAGCUGCAGGUAG